Molecule: messenger RNA, 1530 nt
Organism: Linnemannia hyalina
Lineage: Eukaryota; Fungi; Mortierellomycota; Mortierellomycetes; Mortierellales; Mortierellaceae
Source: the annotation of a GenBank genome assembly
AUGGCGUUGGUAUCCCAGACUUUGAUGGUGCUGUCAAAGGACGAUGAUGUGAACAUGCCGUUGUCGAACGGGUACCAGUUGACACGCGAGAUGCCUCCUUUGUCCACCAUCGGCAACACCCCCAUCGUCCGACUCUCGGCUGCGAGUAACAAGGCUCAAGUCGAGCUGCUCGCAAAGACAGAGUUCUCGAACCCCAGCGGAUCGAUCAAGGACCGUGUGGCACAAAGGAUUCUCGCAGGACUGGAAGCCGCUAAGAAGAUCAAGAGUACCACAACUCUGGUGGUGCCCAGCAGUGGCAACUUGGCAAUCUCAUUGGCACUGUUGUCACCACGCCACGGACAGUACAAGGUCAUUGGAUUGGUCCCUGAGAGGACGAGUGAGGACAGGAUUCAGCUCCUCAAGUCGUUGGGUGUCGAGAUUGUGCGCACCCCGAUUGAGGCCCAUGCUGACGCUGCAGAGUCCCAGUUCUCGAUUGCCAAGAAGAUUGCUACCGACCUUGCUGAUGCCAUUCUUAUCGACGAGUUUGCCGAUGCUGCUAACGUCGAGGUUCACGCACAGGAAACUGCCGAAGAGAUUCUCUUUCAGUGCGAAGGACGUCUGGAUGUGUUGGUGGUUGGCGUCGAGACUGGAGGAACGAUUACAGGAUUGGCCAAGACGUUGAAGUCCAAGAUCCCAGGACUGAAAGUUGUUGGUGUCGAGCCAGAGCACUCGUCGAUCCAGGAUGGCGUCAACAGGAGCAGCGCUUGGAAGGUUGAGGAUAUCGGAGGCAACUUUACGCCCUCGAUCUUGAACAAGACCCUUGUCGAUGCCUGGAUCAAGGUCUCUGAUCAGGAGUCGUAUUCUACUGCGCGUCAAAUCAUUCGGGAGGAGGGCUUGUAUUGUGGCCCUUCUUCGGGAAGCGUUGUUGCUGCUGCGCUGCGCUACUCAGAGUCACUCUCCAAGGAGACAAAGCCCCGCAUCCUGACAAUCUUGAACGACACUGGGCGCAACUACUCCUCAACCUUACUUUCAGACGACUGGCUGCUGGAACACGACCUCAUGGACGAGGCAAUGGCUCAAUCUGUCGCCUACCACCGCCACGAGAAGUACAGAGCUGCCAGUGUGGAGGAGUUACAGUUGCCCGCCGCCGUCACCAUUCCACCUACAGCCACUGUGGGAUAUGCUUUGGAUCUGAUGAUGACCCGUGAGUUCUCGCAGUUGCCAGUUCUGAACCCUACUAACCGCAAGUUGAUGGGUUAUAUCUCAUUGACAGCUUUGACGACGCAUCUGGAGGAGGGCCAGGCGCAGGAGUCGGAUUUGGUUUCAAAGUGGAUGUAUUCUUUCUUGAAGAAGGACAAGUCUGGUGGACCCCGCCCAAAAUACGAGACAAUUACACCAAUGACACCAUUGUCGGAUUUGUCAAAGUUCUUUGAGAAGCACUCGUUUGCGGUUGUGACGGAUGAUGAACGUAGAUGGUGUCUAGGCGUUGCGACAAAGUACGACCUCAUGACUUUCCUGAACCGCCGCCAGACCGGUGGACGAUCAUUCUAA